AAAAGGAAAUUUUUUAUUUGUGGAUAUCAUUCUAAGCGGCGGUGUGAAGACUUGACAGAAAAGUCAGAUCUCACAAACCCUCAACCUUACCCUAUAAAUACUUAACUGUGUGGCCAUUUUGACGUACAAGAAAAUUAGACAAUGAAUAGGAAAUUCGAAAAGAUGGAGCAAGAUGGUAAUCAUGGUGGAAAGAAAAAGGGAGGGCUCAUCACAAUGCCCUUCAUCUUUGCUAAUGACAUUUGUGAGAAGUUGGCUGUGGUGGGUUUCACUACGAACAUGAUAAGCUACUUGACCACAGAGCUUCAUAUGCCAUUAACCAAAGCUGCUAACACUAUCACUAACUUUAGUGGAACUUCAAGCCUGACACCAUUGCUUGGUGCCUUCAUUGCUGAUGCUUUUGCCGGAAAGUUUUGGACUAUCACCAUAGCUUCCAUUUUGUACCAGAUAGGGUUGAUUUGUUUGACAUUAACAACCGUACUUCCACAAGCAAGACCACCUCCUUGCAAAGGUGAAGAGGUAUGCCAGGAAGCUAGCGGGGGAAUGCUGGCAGUGCUGUACAUCUCACUCCUACUCGCGUCACUCGGGUCGGGUGGGAUCCGACCCUGUGUGGUCGCAUUUGGAGCUGACCAGUUUGAUCCAACAAAAACAUGGUCUUAUUUUAAUUGGUACUACUUUGUGACAGGCGCGGCUACGCUUGUGGCCGUGACUGUUAUUGUUUACAUUCAAGAUAACUUAGGAUGGGGGUUAGGCCUCGGAAUCCCUGCCAUUGCAAUGUUCCUCUCAAUCGCUGCCUUCAUUGUUGGAUAUCCACUUUAUCGGAACUUGAACCCAGAUGGGAGCCCAUUUACCCGACUCAUUCAAGUAGCUGUGGCUGCAUUUCGUAAGAGGAAGAUACCAGAUGUAUCCGACUCAAAGUUGCUGUACCAAAAUGAUGAACUCGAUGCCUCUAUUUCCUUGGGUGGGAUGCUUGUCCAUAGUGAACAGAUGAAAUUUUUGGACAAGGCAGCAAUUGUGACAAUAGAAGACAACUGCGAAAUACCCAACAAAUGGAGGCUAAAUACAGUUCACAGAGUGGAGGAACUCAAGUCCAUAAUCAGAAUGGGACCGAUAUGGGCUGCAGGCAUCCUUCUCAUCACAGCCUAUUCCCAACAAAGCACAUUCUCCAUUCAACAAGCCAAAACCAUGGACCGGCAUGUCACCAAGUCCUUCCAAAUACCAGCAGGCUCCAUGACCGUUUUCACGUACCUCACCAUGCUCACCGCCACUGUCUUCUACGACCGAGUCUUCGUUCGUGUUGCCCGCAGGUUCACCGGGCUUGACCGGGGUAUCAGCUUCCUCCACCGCAUGGGAAUUGGAUUUGUGAUCUCAAUCUUUGCCACCUUUGUUGCUGGUUUCAUUGAAAUGAAGCGAAAGAAUGUAGCUUUAGCCCAUGGGCUUCUUGAACACUCCCAUGAAACAAUCCCAAUCUCAGUGUUCUGGCUUGUGCCACAGUUCAGCCUUCAUGGCUUAGCAGAGGCCUUCAUGUCCAUUGGGCACCUUGAGUUUUUUUAUGACCAGGCCCCAGAGAGCAUGACCAGCACUGCAAUGGCACUUUUUUGGGCUUCAAUUUCUCUUGGAAACUAUGGCAGCACAUUUUUGGUUUCCUUGGUCCACAAGUUCACUGCAGGGCCUAAUGGCUCAAACUGGCUCCCUGAUAAUAACCUCAACAAGGGGAGGUUGGAGUACUUUUACUGGCUCAUCACACUUCUGCAGAUUAUCAACCUUAUUUACUACUUGAUUUGCGCGAAAUUGUACACCUACAAGCAAACUCAGGUCCAUGACAAAGGGGAUAGCAGCUCUGAAGAGAAACUUAUUGAACUUGCUACUGCAGACAGAGUUUAAAUCCAAUUUUAUAAGGAUUUAGUUUUUUAGAUUAUUAGUUCUCACCUUUUUCGAGGACCAAGUACGUAGAAGGUAGAGACCAUGUCUUUAUCUCUAAAUAGUAGAAGGAUUGUAUCUAUUAGCUUUUAUCUUAGCUUAAUGUUUCUAUGAAUAAUGAUUGUCACUAUGAAGAUAAUCGAAGUAAUCAAGCUGAAGGGUCAAAGCUUUUUAUUUUGGCCACCUUAUAUUAACAGAA
Lotus japonicus is the source of this 2116-nucleotide messenger RNA. Its product is annotated as protein NRT1/ PTR FAMILY 3.1-like. Gene Ontology annotation, molecular function: transmembrane transporter activity. Gene Ontology annotation, biological process: transmembrane transport. Gene Ontology annotation, cellular component: plasma membrane. Lineage: Eukaryota; Viridiplantae; Streptophyta; Magnoliopsida; Fabales; Fabaceae. The record is from RefSeq and is a predicted model, not a curated record. The coding region runs from base 142 to 1881 and encodes 579 amino acids. The transcript is spliced from 4 exons.